AUUCAGUGUCAGUAUCAGAACUUCCCAACAGCUACCUCUCGAAUCUUUAAAUCUUUAAAUCCUCUUCAUAUCAAGAAAAGAGUGAGAAUCCCUAGCUCUUCUUCAACCCUAUCUUGAAUCUUAAUUGAAAUUUUCUUGAUCAAGUGAAGGGAGACACAUCAAUACUUAUGGCUACUGCCACCACUGCACAAUCUCAAGACAAUGCCGUCUACUAUCAUAAACCUGAGAGCGAAGAACUCAACGAGGGAUUCAAUUAUCUUAUAGUAAACCCAGAGAAGGGAGGAAUCAUGGACUUGUGGAGGUUCAUGGUGCGGGCUGACAUUGGGAGUGGAGCGAAGUUUAUGGAGAGCUCAGAGGAGGGAGUAAUAGCUGGGGAAGCAACUGAUCACAGGUGGGUGAUUUUGGUGUCUAUUAUCUUUCGCAAAGUUCUUCACCUUAUUGGCAAGCCAUUAGAGUACACUGGCUAUGGAAUUGAUUUCUUCCUUAACUUCCUCUCUCAGAACGAUGGCCUCUUUGGCUUACUCAGGAACUUUAUGGUUGGAAAGGUGGUGAUACCGCAGAGGGGCACAGAAACUUUUAUAAGUAGCAUUGGACAUAUGGAUGGGCGAGUAGAACUAUAUAAAGCUAAAAACUUGCUGGAACAAGUGGUUGAUUGGGUUUCUGCAGAAGGAAGUGUUGUAGAAGAUUCAGGGAACAGAGCUCUCAUGGACCUCUGUAUCAUGGCUUCCAAGUUAGCUUAUGAGAAUGCCAAAGUUGUUCAAAAUAUUGUGCGUCACUGGAAGAUGCAUUUCGUGGACUUCUACGACUGCUGGAAUGAUUUCCAAAAGGAAAACUCCACCCAAGUGUUCAUACUUUGUGACAAGCCCACAGAUGCAAAUUUGGUACUGAUCAGCUUUAGGGGCACAGAGCCUUUUGAUGCUGAUGAUUGGAGUACUGAUUUUGAUUAUUCAUGGUAUGAGAUCCCAAAAUUGGGAAAAGUUCAUAUGGGAUUCUUGGAAGCAUUAGGUUUGGUCAACAGAGCCAACACCACCACCUUCAAAUAUCACCUUCUUAAGAAGAACAUGAAUCCCAGCCGCUCAAAUGCUGUUGAUGAUCCCACAAGUCCUUCAGAAGGUACUGAAUCAGUAUCCUCAAAAGCUGAUUCCGAAAUCAGGGAUCAUUCUUCAGACUCUGAGGGACCAGUUAUUCCACCCGAAAUGGUGAGGAAGAGUGCAUACUAUGCUGUGAGAAAGAAGCUCAGGAGCUUACUCAGGGAGCACAAGAAUGCCAAGUUUGUAGUUACAGGACACAGCUUAGGUGGGGCACUUGCUGUAUUAUUCCCAAGUGUGCUAGUGCUACAUGAGGAGAAUGAGAUUAUGCAAAGAUUACUUGGUGUAUACACAUUUGGGCAGCCAAGGAUUGGGAACAUGCAGCUAGCGAAGUUCAUGGAAGCCCAGUUGGAACAUCCAGUUCCUAAAUACUUCAGGGUGGUCUAUUGCAAUGACCUUGUGCCUAGGUUGCCUUGUGAUGACAAAAGCUUCCUGUCUAAGCAUUUUGGAGUGUGCCUCUACUAUGACAGCUUCUACAAUGAACAGAAAAUCGAUGCGGAGCCCAACCCAAAUUUCUUUGGGUUGAGGUAUGUGAUUCCAUUGCACCUAAAUGCUGCAUGGGAGUUGAUUAGAAGUUUGAUGAUGGGCUACAUAUAUGGGCCAGAGUACCAGGAGGGCUGGUUCUCCAUGUUGUUCAGGGUAAUGGGGCUGGCAUUACCUGGAAUUGCUGCACAUUGCCCUAUGGAUUAUGUGAACUCAGUCAGGCUUGGAAGCGAGCGAAUUCCUCUGGUGUCCUCUCUCUAAGUGAAAGUAAUAGUAGUGCAGGAUUGAUUUUGCAGUCUUCAUCACAGGGUCAAGUGGUCAUUGAUAAAAAAAAUAAUAAUAAUAAAAUUACAGAAGACUUCUCAUUAUGUUAUUUUUUGUAGUAUUAAAUUUGAGUGGAAUAAUGGGUUAGCACUUCUCAUUUUGUAAUUUUGUUUGUAUGUUUGUUGGUGUGCUUUUGGUGAUUUGUAAUAAACAUAGUUAAAAGUUUGAUU
This is a messenger RNA of Hevea brasiliensis (rubber tree), 2065 nucleotides long. Its product is annotated as triacylglycerol lipase OBL1. Gene Ontology annotation, biological process: lipid metabolic process. The transcript has 5 exons. The coding region runs from base 168 to 1832 and encodes 554 amino acids. NCBI's taxonomy places the organism in Eukaryota, Viridiplantae, Streptophyta, Magnoliopsida, Malpighiales, Euphorbiaceae. Gene Ontology annotation, molecular function: triacylglycerol lipase activity. The record is from RefSeq and is a predicted model, not a curated record.